GAGCUGCAAGCUAAUGAUGUCUACACGGUGCCCUACACCCCCUACACAGCUGACACCCUGCGCAUGGGCUGGGAGCAGCUAAUAACCAAUGUGAAGCGAGCCAUCAAUGAAGUGGAGGUACAGAUGAUGGUGCGAGAUGCACGAGGUGUGAGUGAGGCCCAGUUGAGUGACUUCCGUCGAUGCUUCAAUCACUUCGACAAACGCCGUCUUCGGCGCCUCGAAGCUUCGGAGUUCAAGGCCUGUCUGGUUUCCCUCGGAUUCAAUAUCCCCAACACUGCAGAGGUGAAGUAUUACUUGUCUUUGUUAUUCAUUUUCUUCCCGUGA
Molecule: messenger RNA, 324 nt
Organism: Dibothriocephalus latus
Lineage: Eukaryota; Metazoa; Platyhelminthes; Cestoda; Diphyllobothriidea; Diphyllobothriidae
Source: the annotation of a GenBank genome assembly